Molecule: messenger RNA, 1607 nt
Organism: Armigeres subalbatus
Lineage: Eukaryota; Metazoa; Arthropoda; Insecta; Diptera; Culicidae
Exons: 3
Coding region: 445-1020 (191 amino acids)
Source: RefSeq, a predicted model, not a curated record
UUUUCAGUAGCAUUUAAAAUUACCGAGUUAAGUCAGCUGUUCAAAAACCCAGUAAAAUUUUACCGACUUCGGUAAUCGAAACUAACAGUGUACACGCUUAGUUCAGUUUACCUAUAAAUAGGUACUUGAUUCACCCAUAUUUGGGUAACCGGCGCAUUACCAAUAAUAUGGGUGAACUGUACGGAGAAAAUCGGUAAAUUUCACUCAUAUUAUCAGUAACCCGACUUUACCCAAAUAUGGGUGAGAAGGAAUUACCAAUAUUUGGAUGAAAAAAGCGACUUUCAUUUUUCAGUCAGUCAGCUCAGUGUUGUGUGUUUAUUAAGUUUCACAAUAUUCGGUCGCACGAAAAACGACAAAGUUUGCCGUAUCCAUAUAAGAUUGGUUCUACCGAUUAUGCCGGUUAUGUAAUUAUCUGUUCCGUAAGUUCUGGAUAUUGGAUCUGCUAUGAGUACGAAAUACCAUACAAGAAGGCAGAAGUGGACCACUUCACGCGAUUUUCUGCGGCUGAUGUCGGAUCAACUGGAUGAUGGAAUACAUACGAGUAAACAAAAAUCAUGCGGGGAAAACCCCCAUUUCAGCAGUAUGAUAAACAGCCGAAGCAACGGCAGGCGGCAGGGACCGGAGGUCAAGUUCAGCAAGCAACGAUCGUCGUCUGUGGUGUUGGAACCAGUGCGAGUCCGACCGUGGCAACACUUGUGCAAGCCUCAUCAAUACAGGCCGGACGCGCCCAGCCUGUGGUCUCGACCCCAGCCCGAGUCAGCAGCAAAUUGUGAAGGCCAUAGUUGCAAGCCCUUUAAAUCAGAACAUUAUCACCCAGCAACAUCAUCCAAACAGGCAGUACAAGUGCAAUCAGUCGGACAGAAGGUCUCAGUUGCUACGGUUAGUACUAGUUACAAGUUGCGCAGCCGGCAUCUAUUGCCGCUGGUGGACAAAUCGUGCUGGGGAAGACCAGUGUCGGACGGUUCUUUCCGGUGUCAGUGUCACAACAGACCAACCAACGACAGAUCGUUCAAGUUGUGACCGCAACUUCGGCUGCACAAGCAAAUGCAGCUGGCAACAUCCGAGCCCAUGUUCCUACUCAGAACAUCGGGAACAUUAAGGUGACCGCCGGAGCGACUUCAGCUCAGCAACAGCAGGCUAUUCUGACUGAAUUUCAAAAUCAGCAGCGCUCAACUGCAAGCUCAGUGAGAUUGCAAACGUCCAGCGGAUCAUUAGCGAUGGUAGCGGAGGCACCCGCUACCAGUGCAGCCGAGCUGCAGCAACAGACGAAACAAGUUGUUACACCUGUAUAUCUCAGGCGCAACAGCAACAAACGCAAACCGCAACCCAAGUUCUGCAAAUUCAAACAAUUUUAUCGACUCGAUCGGGUGCGAAAUGCCAUUUGAAACAAUGAGUGAUAUACAACCAGAAUCUUUAUCGAAAUGAUUUCCCAGGAGUACGCUGAAUACCAGGUCGAACGAUUAUUUUGUAUAGAACGUACGAUUAUCUCUAUCAUGACCAGUCUCUGUGAAGUGUUAGGGUAUCAGACUAGCUGAAACCUAUUAGUAAAUUAGAUAUGAAUGUUUUAUAAAAUAUAAUGAAUAAAUUGUCCUUUGGUUUAUCCUCGG